Balearica regulorum gibbericeps (East African grey crowned-crane) is the source of this 1946-nucleotide messenger RNA. NCBI's taxonomy places the organism in Eukaryota, Metazoa, Chordata, Aves, Gruiformes, Gruidae. The record is from RefSeq and is a predicted model, not a curated record.
UAACAUUUGGAAAAGCAGAAGAAUGGCAUCAGAAGACAUCGCUAAGCUUGCGGAGUCACUUGCCAAAACCAAAGUGGGCGGUGGACAGUUGAGCUUCAAAGGCCAGAGCCUUAAGCUCAAUACAGCUGAAGAUGCUGAAGAAGUGAUCAAGCAAAUUGAGGAAUUUGAUGGCCUGGAAGCAUUGCGCCUGGAAGGCAACACAGUGGGUGUGGAGGCAGCAAAGGUCAUCGCCAAAGCCUUGGAGAAGAAAUCGGAGCUCAAGAGGUGUCAUUGGAGUGACAUGUUCACAGGGAGACUAAGGUCUGAGAUCCCUCCUGCUUUGAUCUCUUUGGGGGAUGCACUCAUCACUGCUGGAGCCCAGCUGGUGGAGCUGGACCUGAGUGACAAUGCCUUUGGGCCAGACGGUGUGCGUGGCUUUGAGGCACUGCUCAAGAGCCCUGCGUGCUACACCCUACAGGAACUCAAGCUCAAUAACUGUGGCAUGGGCAUCGGUGGUGGGAAGGUAAGGGUUGUCCCCUUGUUGGGAUUGAGAUCAGAACUAGGACUUGGCUUCAGACUGCCCUACACAGAAUUGCAGCAUGAAGAGUGUCACAGGAAAUCAAGUGCCCAGGGCAAGCCUCUUGCUUUGAAAAUAUUUGUGGCUGGCAGAAAUCGUCUGGAGAAUGAUGGUGCCACUGCCCUGGCUGAAGCCUUUGGGAUCAUUGGGACUCUAGAAGAGGUCCAUAUGCCACAGAAUGGAAUCAACCAUCCUGGCAUCACAGCACUGGCCCAGGCCUUUGCUCUCAACCCACUCCUUAAGGUUAUAAACUUGAAUGACAACACCUUUACAGAGAAAGGAGCCAUGGCCAUGGCAGAGACUCUGAAGGCGCUUCGACAGAUUGAAGUGAUCAACUUUGGAGACUGCCUGGUGCGUUCAAAGGGUGCUGUUGCUAUUGCUGAUGCUGUUAAAGAAGGGCUUCAUAAAUUGAAGGAACUGAAUUUGUCCUUCUGUGAGAUCAAACGAGAUGCUGCUCUGACUGUUGCUGAAGCUAUUGAAGAUAAGGCAGAGUUGGAGAAGCUGGAUCUCAAUGGUAACUGUCUGGGAGAAGAGGGAUGUGAGCAACUCCAAGAGAUCCUUGAAGGCUUCAGUAUGGCAGCUGUGCUGGGAUCUUUGAGUGAUGAUGAAGGGGAGGAGGAGGAGGAUGAAGAAGAGGAGGAGGAGGAUGAAGAUGAAGAGGAGGAGGAAGAGGAGGAGGAAGAACAGCAGCAGCUGAAAGAGAAAGGACAGGGAGAACAGGAGUCACUGACUCCGAAGAAGAUAAUCGAGUCACAGGAAUCAACUCCAGUGGCAUCUCCUCCUGUGGACAUUGCCACCUUCCUUGCUUUCCCAUCACCAGAGAAGCUGCUACGACUAGGACCAAAGUGCUCAGGGCUGAUAGCUCAGCAGACAGAUACAUCUGAUGUAGAGGAAGUAGUUACAACUCUUCUAAGGAUAUCAUCAGUCUUCAAAGAUGAAGCCCCAGUGAAAACAGCAGUGCAUGAAACAACAGAUGCCUUGAUGAGAAAAGCCUUCACUUCUGCCACAUUUAAUUCAGAUGCGUUCAUCACAAGUCUCUUGAUCCACAUGGGACUACUUAAGAGUGAAGAGAAGAUCAAAGCUGUUCCAAGCCUCCAUGGUAUUCUUAUGACCUUGAACCAUAUGGUCCAGCAGGAUUACUUCCCUAAAUCCCUGGCCCCAGUUCUCUCAGCUUUUGUCACAAAACCAAACCGUGCUCUUGACUCCUGUUCAUUUGCUCGCCACAUGCUCUUACAAACCCUCCACCAGCUGUAAGAGAAGAGAUGUGCUGCUGUGCCCUUCACUCCUCAUGGGACUGUUGUCAGCAGAGAACUCAGAGCUGCAUGGUGGGAGAGGAUCUCAGAGCCCAUACAGACAUGCUGUACUCUCUUUUUUUUUCUUUUUUUCCCCU